Molecule: messenger RNA, 729 nt
Organism: Nicotiana attenuata
Lineage: Eukaryota; Viridiplantae; Streptophyta; Magnoliopsida; Solanales; Solanaceae
Exons: 1
Coding region: 1-729 (242 amino acids)
Source: RefSeq, a predicted model, not a curated record
AUGGUAACUUCAUGGAUCUUAAACUCACUGUCUAAGGAUUUAGCGGACAGCUUGCAAUACGUCAAUGAUGCUAAGGAGCUUUGGCAAGAACUAGAAUACAGAUACGAUCAAACCAAUGGCACCAAGUAUCAACUGCAAAAAGAGAUCAAUGAUCUGAGCCAAGGAAGCCUGUACAUCACUAGAUAUUAUACGAAAAUGAAGAAACUUUGGGAAGAACUUAAUACCCUGAAUGUUCAUGCCAAAUGCGCCUGCAAAUGCACCUGUGGAGAAAGAGAAAAUAUACAUAAAGAUGAACAGGAUAGAAGAUUAAUUCAGUUCCUGAUGGGGCUCAAUGAAGUGUAUACUGUCGUGAGAGGGAGUAUUUUGAUGAUGAACCCUCUCCCAACAAUAGCGCAAGCCUUCUCUAUUCUCAUUCAAGAGGAGAAACAAAGGGAAGCUAAGCCAAGUAAUAGUUUUUCAAUGGACUCUGCUGCCUUGAAUGUGAGUGGAUCAGGAAAUGGCAACUUCAGAACUAACUACAACAACAGGGAAAUAACAACACCUAUAGUGGAUAUAAGGGAAACCAACUUAACAGCAGACCUAGACCAUUCUGUGACUACUGCAAGAGGCCAGGGCACACUAAGGACAAAUGCUACAAACUCCAUGGAUUCCCAUAGAGUUCCAGGUUCAAUAAGGGAAGAAGAAUUGCUGGAAAUGUAUUUGGACCACCAAAUGAAGCUGAUACAGUAA